CUGGACCUGCAUCAGCUUCCCGGCGACAAGCCCGUGUUUGCGUGCGCAAAGUGUUCAGAGGUUCUGGCACUCCAGGACGAGCUCGUAUCGCAGGCAUUCACCGGCCGCUCGGGCCGUGCGUACCUCAUGAACUCGACUAUCAACACGAAUCUGGGCAAGCGGGAGGAACGCAAACUCAUAACCGGAAGACACACGGUCGCGGAUCUCCACUGUGCUUCGUGCGAUGCCGAAGUCGGGUGGAUGUACAUCAAGGCGCCCACCGGCGACCAGAGGUACAAGGAGGGU
Molecule: messenger RNA, 285 nt
Organism: Cutaneotrichosporon oleaginosum
Lineage: Eukaryota; Fungi; Basidiomycota; Tremellomycetes; Trichosporonales; Trichosporonaceae
Source: RefSeq, a predicted model, not a curated record